Cydia fagiglandana is the source of this 3450-nucleotide messenger RNA. Its product is annotated as serine/arginine repetitive matrix protein 2. Gene Ontology annotation, cellular component: precatalytic spliceosome. Lineage: Eukaryota; Metazoa; Arthropoda; Insecta; Lepidoptera; Tortricidae. Gene Ontology annotation, molecular function: metal ion binding; RNA binding. The record is from RefSeq and is a predicted model, not a curated record. The transcript has 16 exons. Bases 121 to 2994 code for a protein of 957 amino acids.
CUUUGAUUUGACUUCGUUGAAAGAGCUUGUUGCGGCGCAUUUUAGAGGAUUUUUAAUUAUAAAUUUAUAAUUACAUCAAGAAAUUUACCGUCUAUCCCAUCUCAGUUAAGGUAAGGGGGGAUGGAUUCAGAAGAUUCGCGUGAUGGUCAGGGAGAUGCACAAUCAUCUUCAAGUAGUAGCAGCUCAAGCUCCAGAAGUCGUCGGAGCUCAUCAUCAAGUGUGUCAUCUAAAAAAGAUGCAAAGUCACCUCCACAUUCUCCCCCUCGGUCACCACCGCAGUCACCACCGCGGUCACCACCGCGGUCACCACCACAGUCUCCUCCGCAGUCACCUCCAACGUCACCACCUAGAUCACCUCGCUCACAAAGUUCCGAUUGCCCAAGGUCUCCGUCACCAGAGAUCCGCUCACGAUCCCGUUCACUGCGGUCCCAAUCUCCUAGUAAAGCACGCUCCCCCAGUAACUUGAGCGGAGCUCAUUCAGAUAUAAAUUCACCUGAAAAUUCUAUGCCAACUUCACCUGCUGGACCAAAAUCCCCAGAUGCUCCAAAGUCUCCCAGUGAGCCUGGUUCUCCUGACAACCGCGAGCAAUACUCAGCGCGACAUUCAGGUGGUGAAGGUCCAAAGACUCCCCAAAGUCCUAGCAGUUCAGUCCGGUCAGGUGCCGGAUCACCCGACACUAGGUCUCGGCCUGCUUCACCUGACUCUGCAUCACAGGCAACAUCUCCUUCAAGAAAUCCUAACCAAAAUUCUCGUCCUUCAAGUCCCUCUCCAGAUAGGAAUUCAUCUAGAUCAUCAGUAGUAAUGUCACCAAAAAAACGAGAAUGGAGCCCUAAAGAAAACUGGAGGAGGCAUACUAAAGCUGAACAGAAAAUGGUGCCUAGGUCACGAGAAAGAAGCAGAUCGGAAUCUAGUCAGUCGAGUAGAAGCUCUUCUUAUAAUAAGAGAACUAGCGCUAAGGACCCUGCUACUGAAGAAAUUUCUGAAGGUGAAAUGGAAUCAGAUCAGGAAGAAGAUAAAAAAUCUAGGAGUAAAUCACAAAGUAGCGAUAAAGCUGAUGCAAAAGAUUUGAAUAUCAGCCAUGAAGACCUAUCAGAUGUAUCAGAUCUAGACUCUUUAGGGCCAGAUGAUACUGCUAAAGGAUCAAAGCCUAAAUCUACACCGGCAUCUCCAGAAAAACUUGAGGUUAAUGGAAAUAAUGGGAUAAGCUCGCAUUCAUCACCUAAAUCAGACAGCGGAAAAGUAGACACACCUAAGCUGGACAAAGUUCCCCUAGAAAAGACCAGUAACACAGAGGAUGGCGAGGAGCAACUAGACUUUGAAGCCGAGGAAGGUGAAUGUGUGGAGCCUAAAACUGCUGAACAAGCUAAUGGAGAUGGAGAAAUUGUUGAGCAAGCUGAAGAAGUGAAGCCGCGCCGAGUAUCUAGAGGCUCAUCUCUUGAAGAGGGCGAAGUGUCAGACGAGGCCGAACGUCGGCCGGAGGAGAGCGAGCCUCGGCCCGUGUGCCGGUUCUUCUCGCGCGGCGCUUGCACGUGGGGUGUCAGCUGCAGGUUCCUACACCCGGGUGUGACGGACAAGGGCAACUACAACAUGUUCGACGUGGUGCGGGGAGUCCCUGCGGCGGGCUACACGGCGCCGCCGCGCGACGCCGCCCCGCCCGAGUCCGCCUGGGAACGAGGCCUGAGGACUGCCAAGGAGAUGUUAAGGAUAGCAAAUAAACGUAAGGAGCAAGACAUGGACUUCGAGGAGAAGAAGCUACACCUGUCCGUAGGCGGAGUAGUACACGAUCCUGACGCGGAGCUGGCGUACGCGGCCGCCGCCGUUGGCGCCUCGCCACCCCGACAUGAACCUAUGCGCGAUCCGGACGUUUUCCGGCCAGGACAUGACGUUCACGGUCCGUACGGGCCUAUGUACCGCGGUCGCUUCCCGCGGCCGGUGCUGGACGAGCGGGAGCGUUUCUUCGAGCGCGAGCGUGUUUAUGAGCGGGAGCGGGGCUACGACCGGGGGCACUACGACGAGCGCUCCGUCAUGCCCGAGGAACCAGCCUACCAUAAGCGCCGCGUCCGAUCGUCGCGCGAAGUGAUCGUCCAACGCGCCGAAGUGGAGCGCCGCGAGGCGCGCGAGGGCCGGCGGGACGGGCGCGAGGGCCGGCCCCGGGACGCGCGGGACAUGCGGGACCAGCGGGACAUGCGGGACCCGCGGGACAUGCGGGAUCCGCGGGACGGGCGGGACCCGCGGGACGGGCGCGGCGACGACUGGGCCGACCCGUGGAUGCGCGCCGAGCCCGCCGCGCGCCGCCGCCGCCCGCCCUCCUCUGACGACUCCUACUCUUCCUCUAGCUCUUCAAAUUCCAGUUCUCGCAGCUCGCGGUCGCCGGGCGCGCGACGCAAGAGAAGGGCCUCGUCGUCUUCGAGACAACGACUGUCGCCGUCGGUGAUCGUGCGCGAGCGGCGCAUGGCGAGCGCGCGCGCCACGGCCAUGAACCCGCCCGCGCCGCGCCGCCGCGCGCCCUCGCCCGCCGCCGCGCGCCAGCUCGCCGCCAACCCGCCCGCCCCGCCCCGCCACAAGGAUGAAAUUGAUCCAUAUGGUCGCAGCAAAGCAUCUAGUCGAAACAGAGACCGAAAACGAUACUCCAGAUCAUCUUCAUCUGGUUCAGAAUCGUCAUCAUCCUCCAGUGAAUCAGAGAGCGAGUCUCAUUCGUCAUCUUCAUCGGGAAGCUCCGGGGCGCGGCGGGCGCGCCAGGCGCGACUCCUCAACGCGGCUGCGAGGCCUAGGUUAAAUGCUAAAUCCAGUGCCGGCUUAGCAGCUGCAGUCUCAACAACAGUAGCAAGUAAAAAGGAAACCACUAGUGAUAAAGAAUCCGGUGGCAAAAAGCGGCCAGCUGGCUCACCGCCCAACUCGGGACCAGCCAAGAAACCAGUCUCUAGGAGAGAAGAGCUCCUCAAGCAAUUAAAGGCGGUCGAGGAUGCCAUAGCCAGAAAGAGAUCCAAGAUUUAAAAUAGUAAUGUCACACGAUGAUUUCCGCCCGGUCAGCUAGCAGGGGUGGCUAGCAGUACAAAACACGACCCACGUUCUAAACUCAAACUAUCAGUCUCCAUCCAGCCAAACGCAAUUGUCGUUGAAAUCAGAACAAGUGAACGAAUUAUGUCGUGUUAGUAUAAUUAUUAAGCAUUUAAGAAUUUGUGAUGUUCAUUGACUUAACCAAAAUGAUAUAUCAAUUAUAGGUCUUAUAGUGUUGUAGUAAACAGAUUAUUUUAAUAUGUAUACGAAGCGGUAUAAGGUCUCAAAUCUGACUAUGUACUCGUAAAACAUUAUCAAUAUUGAAAAGUGGAAAAUGUAUUUUGGUGUUGUUUGUUCGUCACAAUGUGAAAAUUGAGGGGAACCUAGUUUAGUAGGUUUAAUGCUGAUUACGUAAGGACAUUAAGAGCUGAAGAAUAAAUUCAUUAUUUUAUA